Molecule: messenger RNA, 3562 nt
Organism: Menidia menidia (Atlantic silverside)
Lineage: Eukaryota; Metazoa; Chordata; Actinopteri; Atheriniformes; Atherinopsidae
Source: the annotation of a GenBank genome assembly
CUCUGCUGGGACCUUCCCAAUAGCAGCAACAGGAGUCCCAGCGCCCGUCCUUUUAUUCUGAAGACCGUGUCGCCGCGCGUGACGUCCAGCAGGAUGAGCAACCCAGCCAACAUGUCCGGGAACGUACCUGCCUACGGGGGCAGUGGCUCAGGGGGAGCCGUGUACCCGCCCCUCACCGCCCCCCCAGCCAACACGUUCGGCAGCGUACCCGGCUACGAGGGCAUUGCUUCAGGCGGAGGUUACCUGCCCCCCCCCGCGCCCUCAGCGCCCGUCGCCCCGCCCCAGCCCGGCCCUCAACCCAGUGACUGGAACAUCCCCACACUGCAGGAGGACGAGGCCCGCGAGGCGUUCGUGGACUUUGUGUCAUCUAAAUGCUGCUACAGCUCGGAUGCGGCAGAGAAGAGCGACAUCACAAGCAUGGAGCCCUUCAACACAUUCAGGUAUCGUUUGGAGACGUUUACUGAGUCCAGGUUGACCGAGUGGGCCCACAAACCUCACGAAGGGGAGGCGCCUGACUUCUACAUCCAGCCCGCCCCGCAACCCUGGCAGGUGGAGGUCCCUCCGCCAAAGCUCUUCACCGAUCACAAGGCGGAAGUCCGCGUUCCCUACACCUCCACCGUCAAGGAAUGCCACAGCUGUCACGCUAAAGGGACAAUAGAGUGCAAAAAGUGCCAAGGAAGUGGAAAUAAGCCGUGCUUCAUGUGUAAUGGCGCUGGGACGAAAAACGAGGAAAGCUGCUCCGAGUGUAAUGGUACUGGGAAAGACAGGUGUUCAGAAUGUGAUGCUCGUGGAAGCACAAAGUGCGAGACCUGUGAGGGGAAAAAACAGCUGCUGGCAUACAUCAAUCUCAAAGUAGAGUGGACCAACCAUCUGGAAGACCACGUGGUGGAGCAGAAAAUUGGCCUGGCUGUUGAAAAACUGCAAUCAGUUAGCGGCAAGGAGCUGUUCAAGAACAACCAAUUACAGGUCUUCCCUCUGGUCGGGUUCCCGAACCCUGAAAUCUCUUCGGUCUCUGAGCGUCUGAUCAGUGAGCAUCAAUCCAAAUAUGCUCAAACCUCCCGGAUCCUUCAGCAGAGGCAGACGGUCGAGUUGAUCCCAAUCACUAAGGUAAACUACAAGUGGAAGGGCGACGCUCACGUCUACUUUGUUUUCGGGAAUGAACACAAAGUCCGUGCCGACGACUAUCCGGAGACGUGCCGCUGCUGCGCCAUCAUGUGAACACACAGAUCAAACCAAAACAACCCCAGUCUCGUUUCCACCUCAUCCUCAUCCAGCUCACUUCUGAAGCUCUCAGUAAACACAUGCAGUCCCUCAUGUGUUUGUUGAAGGGUGGUAUUACCGUUGUACCCUUGUAUCUUGUCAAUGUGCUAAUGGGGAACACAAGGUUACCGUUCAGGGCUGCUUAAAGUGCAAAUAUGUGCCUUGGAAUUCGCUUAUUAGCCAUACAGGGCACAUGGGUCGCUGUCCGUAUAUUUGUAAUGCAGAUAUCAAGUUACUGUACACAGAAACAGAUUGUUUACUGUGACCUUAUCUGACAGGAUAAAAAAAAAAUUCAUAUCUGUUCUUUCAAUGACUGCCCAGAAAUAUUUCUCAUUAUCUCUGUUCAGUUUUUGAUUAACUCAAAAUUAGAAUUAAAUCCAUUCUUAGGUAGAGCUAUAGAAGAGUCAGUUUUUGCCUUUCUGUGGACACCAGGGGAACUUAAAAAGUAUUUUUUAUUAUCUUGCAUGACACUUUACUGAAAAAACCUACCACUAUCAUGGCACCAUCGUGCUCUCGCUGCCUUAUUUUUCUAUGUACAGCAACAAUGUGAUCAUCUCUUAGCAGUUGUCCUCAUGAUCUCUGCAACUUUAAAACCAGACCAAGCAAAGGAAUAAAAAGUGACCGUUAGCAGCAAAAACAAUUUAAUCCAGUUUCCCUGGUUUCCUGGAUAUAAAUUGAGAUUUUCUGACUUUCAUUUACACUUUUGAUAUUAUUUCACAAAUACAAUUCAAAUUGAUUUGAUUCAUGAGAUUAUUUUGUAACUAUGACAAAAUGACUGUUCACAGGACUAUUAUGAGACCAGUUUAAGGCCUUAGUCACAAGUAGGUUCCCUUUUUUUUAAGUACAACUAAGUACCUCCUACCUCCUGUAUUCAAGGAAAUAAGCCCUGAAAGUUAUCUUUAGAUCUAGAGUGUUAAUAAUGUGUGUUCCUUCAUUUACCCACAGCUGAUUGUAAACUAUAUCUGUUCUAAAGUUUACUUUCUCCUUAAAGUGCUAAAUUUGGUCUUUUUUUAAUGGCCUUGCAUAUGCAUCUGAGAUGUUCUCUUUGUAAAUCUGCCACAUAUGUAUAUUUCACUGUGGAUUUUUUUUUUAUCAAUGAAACCACAAUUGUUGCUAAGCACUAAUAGUGAUGCUUUUUACCUUCAUGUAGGAGACCACACAGGAAAUCCGCAUGUGACAGCCUGUAAAAAGGGACGUAGCCAGCAGGGCAUCACUUGUUUUAAAACUCAUGAGAAAACUUCAGGAUUUGGCAUUAUAUUUUAACACAGAAUUGACCAUAUGUAAACCACAGAUAAAAGUAAACUGAAAUGUGAUUGGACAUAAUUGUCUUUAAGGAAUCAUAUCUGUUUAUAUAGAGAAUUAUUAUCAAUAAAUAACUACAUGCACACUGAUCCACUCAGAAAGGCAUGAAUGUAGAAAAUGGCGCCAUCCGUCAUGUUUCUGAUGAGAAUUUCCCGGAGCUCCUGACGUCCCUCUUUAUUCUGUUGCCCAGCGGCUGCGUAGGACGCUCUGUUGUCCGAUCAGAUGUUUACAGCCUCUGUGUGUGUGGGGAAAAACCUAUUUUAGCUUUAUCAUCUCUGGUGUCAGUUUUUAAGCUGCCAUGUGUGUGUGUUUUUAAUUCAUUUUAGUUUGUUUGUUCCUGUUAAAUGUUGGUUAUUAUCGGUUCUAUGACAUUGCAUAAUGUAAGCUGAUUUGUUCUUUGCUUUUGAGAAGUUCCAUUUUCAUUGAAUCAAAUAGUAUAUUAUACAUCAUCCUAUACACAAUAUACAUGUUGUUAGUGGAACAUUUAAUGCUCUGAUACCAAAUAUUAUCAUGAACACAGCUAAGCUGUCGGUGCCUUGUAUCUUAAACUAAUGCUGGAAUGUGCUAAUCCGUUAUAAAGUAGAAAGUCCCUUUAACCACACCAAAAAACACAUUAAUACCGGGGGGUUUUCAGAGUUUGUGGGGGGCCUAUCCAGGGCGACUCAAACCAGUUUCCGGCAAGGCUCAGUGAAUGAGGUUUAUUGUAAUUUAAACAAUUUAAACAAUUUAGGUCAGAAAAGUUAAGCAUUUAGAGCUUUCUGGGUGUAUCCCGCUCCCAUGUUUGCAUCCGACGAAACAUCCUAAUCAUUUUCCUGCAGGGAUCCAGAAAUCAGAGGAAGUGGGAAGCCUGGUGACGGCUUAUCUCAGGCUAGGCCUUCUCUCUGGGGCUUUGGAAACCUGUAGCAUUACACACAGCUUUGACUCACAAAUAUGUUAGCUCAUUACUCCCGGAAUCUUCUGCUGUUACUUCAAAAAAAUAAAAUAAGUACAUUCUGAAGCU